Phytophthora infestans T30-4 is the source of this 683-nucleotide messenger RNA. Its product is annotated as eukaryotic translation initiation factor 1A, putative. The transcript has 2 exons. Gene Ontology annotation, molecular function: translation initiation factor activity; RNA binding. Bases 20 to 439 code for a protein of 139 amino acids. Lineage: Eukaryota; Oomycota; Peronosporomycetes; Peronosporales; Peronosporaceae. Gene Ontology annotation, biological process: translational initiation. The record is from RefSeq and is a predicted model, not a curated record. Gene Ontology annotation, cellular component: cytoplasm.
CGACAGCGAAGGAACGAAGAUGCCGAAGAACAAAGGAAAGGGAGGCAAGAACCGCCGCCGCGGAAAGAACGACAACGAGGAGAACAAGCGCGAGCUUGAGUUCAAGGAAGAGGGCCAGGAAUAUGCGCAGGUUGUACGAAUGCUGGGAAACGGCCGUCUGGAGGCUUACUGCUUCGACGGUGUGACGCGCCUUGGCCACAUCCGCGGCAAAAUGCGCAAAAAAGUCUGGGUCGGCGCCGGUGACAUCAUUCUCGUGAGUCUGCGCGAGUACCAGGACGGCAAGGUGGACAUCAUUCAUAAAUACAACGCGGACGAGGCCCGCAGUCUCAAGGCUUACGGAGAGCUUCCGGAUAACGCGCGUAUCAACGAAACGGCAGUGGACAUGGCCAUGGAGGGCGACGGCGAGGACGACAUUGGCUUCGACUUCGACGACAUCUAAGGCAGGCAACAGAGAAAGACACACAGACGACAGACGUUGGUUGCUGCGGCGGCCUAGAGCUGCCUUGCAGUCCAAGAACAGACGAGGAAGGGACUGUACCUCUUCCGCCUUGCUGUCAGUCGCUGCUGCUAGUUUGUAGCUAGGGUGGAGAGAGAGGAGAGCGCUCGCUCGGAUGCGCGGAUAGAGUGCGAGAAGACCGGGCGGGGUCGCCUGCAAUGCGAUGUAUUUUCAUUUUGUGGCUUGA